Hibiscus syriacus is the source of this 636-nucleotide messenger RNA. RefSeq names its product zinc finger protein 3-like. Bases 1 to 636 code for a protein of 211 amino acids. The record is from RefSeq and is a predicted model, not a curated record. The transcript has a single exon. Gene Ontology annotation, biological process: negative regulation of abscisic acid-activated signaling pathway. NCBI's taxonomy places the organism in Eukaryota, Viridiplantae, Streptophyta, Magnoliopsida, Malvales, Malvaceae.
AUGGUACCCAGCACCGGUGCUUCUCCAUGCGAAUCGAGGGUCAUGCUGAGUCUUGUCACUCCUACCAACCUUAUACCUUCUCGGUCUGAAGGACUACCUGAAACGAGUGUGGUUUACAAUUGCAGCUACUGCAAGAGAGCCUUCUCUAGCUCUCAAGCCUUGGGGGGACACCAAAAUGCACACAAACAAGAACGUGCAUUAGCCAAAAGGGCGCAACGGAUUGGACCGAGUGAUUUUCUCCGUCCGAUCUUUCCCUAUUACCCUUAUUCGUCCUUCUCUUCGAACCCUUUUCUUGGAUCUUUGAAUAGAUCAUCUUUUGGAGUUAGACAUGAAUCCAUGAUCCAUAAACCAUUUUAUCCAUGGAUGCCAUACAGAUCGGGCGGAUAUCAUUUCGGUCAAGGUUACCCUAGGCCAGCCAUGAUGAACCAUCCUCAGCUGACCUCCAACGGAAGAUUUGGCAUCAACAAUGGCGGAUUUGCAGUUCCGGUGCCUUCGAGCUCUUCGAGAAUCAACGGAAUCAAUUCUGUUGCAAGCUUUGGUAACAAUUCUCAAGUAAAUGUUGCAGUGAAUAAGCCGGUAGCAGGAAGUGAUGAGAACAAAGAUAGUUCAGGAAUCGAUUUGAACCUUAAGCUUUAA